Molecule: messenger RNA, 7500 nt
Organism: Dunckerocampus dactyliophorus (ringed pipefish)
Lineage: Eukaryota; Metazoa; Chordata; Actinopteri; Syngnathiformes; Syngnathidae
Gene: dab2ipb
Product: DAB2 interacting protein b
Exons: 14
Coding region: 1312-4524 (1070 amino acids)
Biological process (GO): regulation of GTPase activity
Source: RefSeq, a predicted model, not a curated record
AGUUUUUCAAGCUACAACGAUAUCGGGCCUCAGGGGUUUCAAUGUUGUUCUGCAACAGAAUAAGCAUCUUGUGCAGCUACAAUCUCCUGGCCCGUGCUCCAUUGCGGAGCAGCUACACUCCAAACAAUCCUGUGAGUUAUGACAUCAUCACCACCAGGACUGGAAUGAGGAAAUCCCCCCCAGGCCUCUGCCUUGCCUCUGUAGUUAACCUUUAACCAGCCGCUCUCUUGAAACCACGUCUCACUUACUGAACGCCUGCGAUAAGACAAAGUGUAAUUUGCCGCAUCAGUGUGAGCGAGUGCAUCAAGGCUCCUUCUUGACGUUAAAUCAUUAUGAACCCAACCCUGUGUGUUGAACUGGUCCACAUGGAAUUCCAUGUUAAACAUUUACUGUAGAUCGCUUUAGUUGUCUUAGCGGUGACAUCAGUCCAUCCUGACCACGUUGUUCGCCACUAUGUUGUAUGUCUGGACUCCGACAAAGCUGAGCGCCUAUUUCCUGCCACAGCGGAACAGGGAGGGACUUCCUGCCUGCCGACUCACGCUCCAUAUAUGUCCUUCACAGAUGUGGUGAUGGCAAGGCAACGGAAUCUUGUUUGCAACGUUACAAAACAGCAGCCAGACACGGUAGUGUUUGUCGGAGAACGGGACAUGAACCAAUCAGACUAUUGGCAACAGCUACCUGGGCCAUGUUGGAUUGUUUAUUAUUCACACAUGUCUUUUUACACGAUGGUAAUUUGUAACUUUAAGGGCAAAUAUAUAGACAAUUGCAGACAAUUUGUAAUUGUACAACCUCAAGGGGGUUUGACAUUGAACGAUUAGACUGGCGUCACAUGAGGGCCUAAAUGACAUCACACCGGCCCUCAUGUUCAGUUCAAGAGAUGAAUGUCGUAUCCUUAAAAAAAUCAGAGAGCACCUAUCCUACCCUGGACCCCUUUAUCUGCUGAUGCUAUUGAGCCAGCACAAUAAACCCAAAUGACUGACAAACUCAUUAAAGACUAUUGCCAUGUUUGAUCCCUGAGCACAGCUUGUGUUUUUGAGUUUGCAAGUUUUAUUUCUGCGGCAGCAGCCGAGAGCCUACAUCGACCAUGUUGUCUGUUGGCAGCGUGGAGCGCUGUCUUUUUAAAUGCGAUGUGGAGAGGAGUGUGUUGGUAGCAACACACAUCCUUUGGGAGCGCCGUGCUCAGAGGACAGAGGCUCCGGUCGCAUUCCCAGGACUCCCGAAAUGGUCGGCAAAACACGGAAAACAUCUGCUUUUGAGGAAUGCGAGCCCGAGUGAAGCCGCGCGUUCGUCCUGCAGAGAUUCCGCUGCACCAUGUUUCAUUUAUUCAUCAGGUCAUCUCAUCUGAUGCCAAGGCUGAAGGAGUCUCGCUCCCAUGAGUCACUGCUCAGUCCCAGCAGCGCUGUGGAAGCCCUGGACUUAAGCAUGGAGGACGAGGUCAUCAUCAAGCCCGUUCACAGCAGCAUCCUUGGGCAGGACUACUGCUUUGAGGUGACUACCUCCUCGGGAAGCAAGUGCUUUUCCUGCCGCUCAUCGGCCGAGAGAGACAAAUGGAUGGAGAACCUCAGGAGGGCGGUCCAGCCAAACAAGGACAACAGCCGGCGAGUGGAGAACAUGCUGCGGCUGUGGAUCAUCGAGGCAAAGGACCUCCCAGCCAAGAAGAAAUACUUUUGCGAGCUGUGCCUGGAUGACUCGCUGUACGCCCGUACCACCUGCAAGCUCAAGGCAGACAAUGUCUUCUGGGGGGAGCACUUUGACUUCAACAACCUGCCGGCAGUGCGCAGCAUCACGGCCCACCUCUACAAGGACACUGACAAGAAGAAGAAGAAGGACAAGAACAAUUACAUUGGACUCGUCAACAUCCCAGUGGCGGCGGUCACCGGCCGGCAGUUUGUGGAGAAGUGGUACCAGGUGAGCAUGCCCAAUCCCCCCAAGGGCAAGACGUCAGGACCUAUGAUCCGGAUCAAGGCCCGCUAUCAGAGCAUGAGCAUCCUGCCCAUGGAGAUGUACAAGGAGUUUGCAGAGUACACCACCAACAACUACAUGCUCCUGUGCUCCGUGCUUGAGCCUGGGAUUAGCGUCAAGAACAAAGAGGAGAUGGCGUGCGCGCUGGUGCACAUUCUACAGAGCACCGGCAAAGCCAAAGACUUCCUCACGGACCUGAUGAUGUCGGAAGUGGACCGCUGCGGGGAGAAUGAGCAUCUGAUCUUUAGGGAGAACACGUUAGCCACAAAGGCCAUCGAGGAAUACCUUAAGCUUGUGGGACAGAAGUACCUGCAAGAUGCUCUCGGUGAGUUCAUCAAGGCUCUGUACGAGUCAGAUGAAAAUUGCGAGGUGGACCCUUCCAAAUGUUCCUCAGGAGACCUUGCGGAGCACCAGAGCAACCUGAAGAUGUGCUGCGAGUUGGCCUUCUGCAAAAUCAUCAACUCCUACUGCGUUUUCCCUCGAGAGCUGAAAGAGGUGUUUGCGUCGUGGCGGCAGGAAUGCGGCAACCGGGGUCGACCGGACAUCAGUGAGCGCUUGAUCAGCGCCUCCCUCUUCCUGCGCUUCCUGUGUCCAGCCAUCAUGUCGCCCUCGCUCUUCAACCUGAUGCAGGAGUACCCUGACGACCGCACAGCACGGACACUGACGCUCAUCGCCAAGGUCACGCAAAACCUGGCCAACUUCACCAAGUUUGGGAACAAGGAAGAGUAUAUGUCCUUCAUGAACCAGUUCCUGGAGCAUGAGUGGACCAACAUGCAACGCUUCCUGCUGGAGAUCUCAAACCCGGAGACCAUCUCCAACACGGCAGGCUUUGAGGGCUACAUCGAUCUGGGCCGGGAACUGUCCACCCUGCACUCCCUCCUCUCGGAGGUGGUGUCCCAAAUGGAGCAGAGUGCCACCUCAAAGCUGGGACCUCUGCCAAGGAUUCUGCGAGAGGUGACUGCGGCACUGACCAACCCCGCUGGCGUCCAGGUGAUGUCAGGGCAAUCGUCGCAGCCGGGGGGCUCGCCCCCCGCCGAGGCGAGCUGUAGCAUCUCCACCGGGCUGCAGAAGAUGGUCAUCGACAACGACAUCACAGGAUUGGUUGAUUUCACCAGGCUGCCGUCCCCCACCCCAGAAAACAAAGACCUUUUUUUUGUGACGAGGAGCUCAGGGAUCCAGCCUUCCCCGGCACGCAGUUCAAGCUACUCUGAGACCAAUGAGCCGGAUCUGGGCAUGGCCAAUGGAAGCAAAAGUCUGUCUAUGGUGGACCUGCAAGACCCCCGCAGUAUGGAAGGUGGUCAAGGUCCUGGAACCCCUGACAACCUGGCUGAAGUUCCGGUCUCUGUGGGAGGCUGGUCCGCCAGGGUCCCACAGUGCAACAUCCCAGGUGGUCCAACCUUGAGGAGGCCCGGACAGACCCCGACCACGCCAAACACGGACAGUGCUCCGGGUCGACCUGCCCAGCUGCUAGCCCCCCUGUCCUUCCAGAAUCCAGUUUACCAGAUGGCCACCUGCCUGCCCGUGUCCCCGCGGGGUAUGACCGACUCAGGCUCAGAGUGCCACAGUUCAGUCAGUUCCCAUAGCAACAAUGAGGAUGGACCAGCAGGUGGGAAGCACUCCUUCUUGAACCAAGGCGGCGGGAGUAGCAGCGAUGAAUACACCAGGCGCUCCGGUGAGUUUACCCGCCGACAGCUCUCCCUCACCGAGGCCCAGCACCAGCCCGCUGUCCCCCGACAAAACAGCGCCGGCCCCCAGCGGAGGAUAGACCAACCUCCUCCACAGAGUAUCACGCGGGGUCGUACGCCUCCUAAUCUGCUUAACAGUGGAGCCUAUCCCAGGCCCGGCUCUGGCAGCAUGAUGACAUCGUCCCCGGACUGGCCCGUCAGCAGCGCUCGUUUACGGCAACAGUCAUCAUCAUCUAAAGGGGACAGUCCUGAGACCAAGCAAAGGGCCCAGCACAAACAGGCCCCUUCCCCAGUGAACCCCAGUGCGCUGGACCGCACAGCAGCCUGGCUAUUGAAUAUGAAUAUGCAGUAUUUAGACCAUGAGGGGAUGGAGCACGACUCACUGAGACACAGAGAGGAGCUGACACAGGUGCAAAAGUACCAGCAGGAGAUCGCCCUGCUGCAGGAGAAGCUGCGGGCGUCUGUGCAGAAGCUGGAGGAGUACGAGGCCCGUCUCAAAGGCCAGGAUGAGCAAGCCCAGAAGGUGCUGAUGGAGUACCAGGCCAGGCUGGAGGAGUCGGAGGAGCGCUUGCGCCGGCAGCAGGACGACAAGGACCUCCAGAUGAAGGGCAUCAUCAGCAGGUUAAUGUCAGUGGAGGAGGAGCUAAAGAAAGAUCACUCCGACAUGCAGGCCGUGGUGGACUCGAAGCAGAAAAUCAUCGAUGCACAGGAAAAGCGCAUCGCCUCGUUGGACGCCGCCAACGCCCGUCUAAUGAGCGCCCUGACCCAGCUGAAAGAGCGCUACAGCACGCAGUCGCGCAACGGCAUCUCGCCGACCAACCCCAGCAAACUGCAGAUCACUGAGAACGGAGAGUUCCGGAACAGCAGUAACUGCUAGAGACAUGGACGCUAAGAAGGCGGGGACAGACCCCAGAUUGGAAAACUCAGUGGGCAUGUUCUUUUAAUGAGGACAGCGCUUGUGGAAGACAUUUCCGAAUUUUAUGCGCAGAACGCGAGUAGCCGUCGUGGGACGCAAGAGGCAAGACUUUACCUCGAGGGACAGAGCACGGGACGCCCCUUCGUUGUGGGGGCGGGGCAGAGCUUGUACAUAUGAACUAUCCACCCAACACGUUUCCAUUGGAUGUAUGCGGCUGCUGGGACAACGGAUGGAACCGCCUGGGAUGAACCACUACGUGGAGUGCGGACUCGCCGACAACCACUCAGAAACAUUGCAGAAUCAUUGUGGAGGAUAAAUAACUAGUGCUUUACCUUAAAGUCCAUGUUUAUAGACAACCAAAUAGGAACUAAAAAUCCUGAUAUUUUUAGUCCAAAAACAACUUCUUCGUUCAGCCUUUGGGCGUGUUCUUGAGCGUCCUACGUGACCUCCCCCACCCCCGAACCCCCAUGUAGUGCACUUUGUGAAAGCUAUUGGUACAUGAAACGCCUUAAGCUAGGAUCGCAACUUUAUUCCACGGCUCGGCUAUUUCUUGCAAAGAAAAAAAAUACAAAAAGGCACAAUUAUAUACUGUGGAUUUGUAAAGGAUAGAGCUUGUACAAACGUAUAUGUAUUAUGAAAGUAAAUCAGAUUUAUGUGAUACUAUAUUGAUGCAAUUUACAGUAAUAUAGAUGUAUGCGUUUCCUUUUUUGCUUCUAGAGUAUACACACACAUACCUAUAUUUGAUAACUUCAAAUAUAAGAGCAGACUUGUAUUUAGGAGUUUUAUUUUUCUUCUCAAAAGAUGAAUGACGGGAGACGGGAGGAGAACGCAAGCCGGAAGCACCGGUAGUUGAUAAACAGCUUCUAGUGCUUGCCGCAGUUCUGAGAAGCAUCUUCAAGGUAGUCUUGACUCUUGGUUCAGGUCAUUUUCUUGCGCAAGUAGCUGGAGAUGUGCAGACAUGUGUUGGACACGCUAUACACUGGACUUGGUGAGCCGCAGCUGGAAAGGACGUUUGUUCUGAUUUGUUUCCCAUGUUGGUUUGGUGAGGACUUUAGGUCCAAAACAUGACUUGGUUGAAGCAGAAUCCGCUCCAUGGGUUGUUUGUCCUUCCCUAAACCUUCUCCUGGACCUUCCCGACAAUCCUAACCUACUGUUAAACCUAACCUCAGCAUUGGAUUCCUACCGCCACACCACUUUACGCCACCCUACCCUUAUCGCCACCCUACCCUUAGCUUACUUCCUAACACUAAUAUCCUUGGAAAUCUAACCCAAAGAUUUUCUUGAUACGGAAACCUUAACCGUAUCCCGACACUGAUACCCUGAACCGCACCACCCUUACCUUUACCUAUCCCCAACACAAAACUCCUGAAUCCUACCCUACCCUAAAAGCAUAAAGCUUAAGCUGACCCCAACUAAUCACCCUUUACCUAAAACCAAAUCCUUACCCACAUCCUUACCCUACCCUAAAACCCGAAACCCAAAGUUAACCCAACUCUAAUCUCUUACACUCCUACCCUUAAACCUUUCCGAAAAUCCCUUCCCCCCCACCCUAAAGCCAAGCAUUUAACCCUACCACCCUUACCACUACCCGUGAUUCUUCUGAAUGUGAAGCCACUAGCAAGUCCUGCUAUGCUAAUCGUGGAUCCUAUUUGCCUUCCUUACCAGUGCUAGAUGUUGUUUUUGUUACCAUUCAGAAAGUGAUGCUAGAAGACAUAUGAGUCAAUACACGAGUGAUUCUGGAGAGUCUGGUAAAGUGUAAAUAAAAAGCUGACACUAUUUUUUACCUAAAGUUGACAGAGCUUUUUGUAAACGUACCUCACCGCUCGCUCCAACUCUGCUGUAUCGUCAUGGGUGUUUGUAAAUACAAACUAGCUCGGUUGUUUACCUGUCACCCGUUCUGUGUUCUUCCCCCCUCGUUAUGGCGAUGUUUUGACUGUACGAUCGCGAGCCAAACAACAGAUUACGCAAACAGGAGGGAGUCUUGGGCGGUCGGGUUCAAGUUCAAGCAGAGUUCAAUCUUGACGAGAUUGGCAAGCACAAUCCUGUAUUUCUCAUCAGUCAAUGCCUAUGCACUUUUAUGUUAAGUGGCUGUUUGAUUAGCUUGUUUUGUUGGGUUGUUGUUGUUUUUUGGUUGUUUUUUUUUACACAGCACCUCUGUCAAAUUGUAUCUGAUGAAAUCUGAAAAAAACUACACACAGAAUCAGAAAGAAAGAUUUUAACACUAAAAUGAAGACUAUGCAGCUUUGAAGUCCUUUUUUUUUUUUUAAAUUUACUUCUCCUAAACAAUGCCUCAUAAUUAUGGCUUCCCUCACAAUGUUUAGCUAGCUGGGAUCCAAGACAGAACAAACUAAUUGCAUAAAGGCAUGCAAGAAUAGGUGUGCCAUAUAAGGCAUUAACUACCAGAUACUUUCCUGAUGUUUCCAGGUAAAGUUUCUUUUUUGUUGUUUUGUUUUAUUAUUUGAACCUUUGUGGGGCCCUGUACUAAGAUUCUGGUACGUUAGCUGCUCCCCCUGUGAUGGUAAAACUAGCUCUUAGGCCGACUUUUUAGCUAAGUGGCCAAAAAAAGUUGCACAGUCUCUCUUUGUGACUGAUGCGAAUGUUACUUGUGCUCCCGUACAUAAAAACACUCUUUAACGUUGUCUAGCCCGUUACGCUAACGCCGUAGAAUCUUGCCGAGUUUACAGGACGAGCUCAAGCAGAAAAUGAAUCAGCUAUAAAUACAGCAAAAAAUAAAAUAAAAAAAGAUGUAUGUUUUCUAUGGACUUGUAGAAAAUACUUUUUGUAAGUAUGUUGAAAGUCUAUAAAGUAUUUGUUGCAUUCUUUUAACGACCGCGACAAAACAAUAAUGUACAGAGGAACUUGUGUUGUCAACAUGUGGCCGUGCAAUUGAUGUACAUUUGCAACAAGACCUAUUAAAGUUUUAUUUAGCUAUUUUAA